Pichia kudriavzevii is the source of this 1857-nucleotide messenger RNA. RefSeq lists its product as uncharacterized. Gene Ontology annotation, molecular function: zinc ion binding; SUMO ligase activity. Gene Ontology annotation, biological process: protein sumoylation. The record is from RefSeq and is a predicted model, not a curated record. NCBI's taxonomy places the organism in Eukaryota, Fungi, Ascomycota, Pichiomycetes, Pichiales, Pichiaceae. The transcript has a single exon. The coding region runs from base 1 to 1857 and encodes 618 amino acids.
AUGGAUGAAUCCGAAUUACCCAGUAGUCCUUCGGAUUUUACGACACCCUUGCCGUUUGAUGCUGAAGACGGAAAUGGCUAUCAGGGUGAUAUUUUAAGAGAAACUAAUGCACCCGUUGUGCCCAGCCCGAACCAGCAGUUUGUGAACUUGCCUUCGCCUAGUUUGGGUAACGGGCGAGUGUAUCAGUUUCAACAGGACGGGAAACUAAAGUUAAAGAUUUCCUUGAAGGGACUAGGAGAAUGCCCAAGUAUAGAUGAUGUUUGCAAUAGGAGUGUAGAACAAGGAGCUCCUCAGCAGACAGCGCAUUCUCAAAACUCCCACACAGCCACAAGUACCCAACGGGAUGACACUGAGCUGUCUAGCACACCAAAUGGAGAAAUACCUUCAAAUACUCAAGCAUCGCAAUCGGUCAUGCCACCAAGUGUAUUAGUACAACCCAGCUUUAUUGAAUCUAAUACAAACGAAAAUGACGUGGACGAUAUAUUUUCUGAUGAUGUCAAUCUGUCCGAAAUAGAGGAUGCGAAGAUAGACUCGAUGAAACUGUCAGACUCCAUCUCAUGUGUCAAAUCGAAAACUACAUUCCAAAUCGUAUUGAAAUUUAGUCCUGAAAAUAAAUAUAAAAUACACACUGACAAUUUGAGUUGCUUAGAGUCCAGCAAAAGAAUCAAUGCUAAAACAAAAUCAAAAGUCCUAACACCCAAAAAGACAAAGGCUAAAAAGAGACCAAAACCGUUGUAUUCAAGGCUUAUGGUAAAAAACUCAGCAGGGGUUCCACUCUCUGUAGUGGAGGAUAACUUACCACAAGCUGCCAAUGAAGAUGAUCAUGAAGACGAUGGGCUCAUAGAGCAAUCAGUUAGGUUAUCUCUAAUGGAUCCAUUAUCAGGCUCAAAAAUGGUAACCCCACUGCGAUCUAGAUUCUGUUCCCAUGUUGAAUGUUUUGAUUAUGGAUCCUUUUUGGCGAUGUACAACUUGAGACCAUUUCGAAUAGCAAUGAGGAGACAUGGGAUUGCGUCACCCAACGUUGGAGAUGUAGAUAUUCUAAAAAUAUUGGAAGAUACAAAAAGGGAAGUAAUAAAUGUCCAGCAGCAUAACGUGCAGACAACAUCAUUUCAAUAUAAUGCCAAACUACGAACACUAAAAGAAAAAGGUAAAAACUUAAAUGAGCUAGAAUGGUUCUGUUGUCCAAUUUGUAAGUUGGAAUUUAAUAUUAAAAAGUUGGGAGACGUUUAUGUUGUUGGUGAGUUUAUAGAUUUAUUACAGGAUUUACAGUUUGAGGAAAAUCACGAACAUGUUCAUGAUGUUGAAAUAGAUAUGUCCAACAGAGGAUCAUGGCGCUGGAUAAAGGAAGAAGAUACAGUAUCAACAUCACAGACCCCAAACCCACACAAGCAUCCCUCUACAGCUACUCCCGAUCCUCCAGAUUCUGAACAUCAGCACGACCAUCAUCGUAGUAGUAAACAGACAAUUAACAAUGUUGAAGUGAUCUCCUUAUCUGAUGAAGAGGAUGAAACAGACACUCAGUUGCAUGGACCUAGUAGCGGGCAACAACUACCAACUAAAAAUAGCAAUGAGGGUACCACUGUUGUUUCCACACCUGCUUUUCAAAAAUCCGACCUUGUCGUGGAGAACUCAGAAGAAGACAUGUUACGACAGUUGGAUAUGCUUUUCGAAUCUGAGUUGUUUCAGAAACAGAGCAACCUACACAAUGCCAAAUUUAUCCAGAGUGCAAACCAAGAGAUCCAACGUCCUGGAGUUGUUGCGUUUCGCCCCGGGCCUUUUACAGCUACGCCAGCUACGCCAGAACCUGUGUUUAUGCAUGGAAUUGGAGAGGAAGACGAUCCAAUUGUUCUUGACUGA